Malania oleifera is the source of this 1123-nucleotide messenger RNA. Its product is annotated as L-ascorbate peroxidase, cytosolic. The transcript has 10 exons. Gene Ontology annotation, molecular function: peroxidase activity; heme binding. Bases 137 to 895 code for a protein of 252 amino acids. NCBI's taxonomy places the organism in Eukaryota, Viridiplantae, Streptophyta, Magnoliopsida, Santalales, Ximeniaceae. The record is from RefSeq and is a predicted model, not a curated record. Gene Ontology annotation, biological process: hydrogen peroxide catabolic process; response to reactive oxygen species; cellular response to oxidative stress.
GAACGAGCGCCAGAACCAUCCUUUACCAAAACCCCAACUAUAUAUUCGCUAUUUGUCUAAGCCCCCGAGCUUGUGUCCACCCCCGGCCCUCCACACACCGUUCUCAUUCAGCGUUUCGGUUCUGAAGAUCGUCGCCAUGGGCAAGUGCUACCCCACUGUGUCUGAGGAAUACCAGAAGGCCGUCGAGAAGUGCAAGAUAAAGCUCAGAGGAUUCAUCGCCGAGAAGAACUGUGCUCCGUUGAUGCUUCGAUUGGCAUGGCACUCGGCUGGGACGUAUGAUGUGAAGACGAAGACUGGGGGACCGUUUGGAACGAUGAAGUAUUCGGCGGAGCUCGCCCACGCUGCUAACAAUGGACUCGAUAUUGCUGUCAGGCUGUUGGAACCUAUAAAGGAGCAGUUCCCGAUCUUGUCUUAUGCAGACUUCUACCAGUUGGCCGGAGUUGUUGCGGUUGAAGUUACGGGCGGGCCUGAGAUUCCUUUCCAUCCCGGUAGACCGGACAAAAUUGAAACUGAAGUACCCCCAGAAGGCCGUCUACCGGAUGCAACAAAAGGUUCGGACCAUCUGAGAGAUGUAUUUGGUCACAUGGGUCUUAGUGAUAAAGACAUUGUUGCUCUAUCUGGUGGUCACACCCUGGGAAGAUGCCAUAAGGAGCGCUCUGGAUUUGAGGGCCCCUGGACCGCCAAUCCCCUCAUUUUUGAUAACAGCUACUUCAAGGAACUUCUGAGUGGAGGGAAGGAAGGUCUUCUCCUGUUGCCAACAGACAAGACUCUUCUAGAGGAUCCAAUCUUCCGCCCCUUUGUUGAGAAAUAUGCUGCGGAUGAGGAUGCCUUCUUUGCUGACUAUGCUGAAGCUCAUCUGAAACUCUCUGAGCUUGGAUUUGCCGAGGCACAGUAAAGGGGAACUGGCUGGUGAUUGCCCUGCUGUGUUAUCCUGGGGCUGCUGCGUGUUUUCAUAAACUCGCUGAAUAGGAAGAUCUUCUUGUUUGCGGUCUCUGUUGGGCUGUUCCUCUUUUCCUGUUUUGGUGAAUGUGAUUGAAAAAAAGAGGCAAAAACAUUGUACUGUAAUGGCAAAAUAUCAGUGAUUUUAGUAACUGGGUUAGUGGUUUUCCCUUUUUCACCAAAA